AAUCGCGCCGCGCAGGGGGAGGAGCCCCAAAGGGGGAAAAAGAAAGUGCGGCGGAAAGUAAGAGGCUCAUUGGGGGAAGACUAGCCGGAUCAGGGUCCCCGGGCUCCGCUUUGGCCAGACUCACCGAAAGAAGCAGUGUCGGGCGACCCUGCCACUCAUCCCACUGGUUCUCUGCGCCCGCUCUGCUUCCCGAGAAAGGAUGGGACUCCUGUGGUGUGUGAUGAGUCUCUACUUCUAUGGGAUCCUGCAAAGUGAUGCCUCAGAACGCUGUGAUGACUGGGGACUAGAUACCAUGAGGCAGAUCCAAGUGUUUGAAGAUGAGCCAGCUCGCCUCAAGUGCCCACUCUUUGAACACUUCUUGAAAUACAACUACAGCACAGCCCACUCAGCUGGCCUGACUCUGAUCUGGUAUUGGACGAGGCAGGACCGGGACCUGGAGGAGCCAAUUAACUUCCGUCUCCCUGACAACCGCAUUAGUAAGGAGAAAGAUGUGCUCUGGUUCCGACCCACCCUCCUCAACGACACCGGCAACUACACCUGCAUGCUAAGGAACACCACAUACUGCAGCAAAGUUGCAUUUCCUCUGGAAGUGGUUCAGAAAGACAGCUGCUUCAAUUCCUCCAUGAAACUCCCACUGCAUAAGCUGUAUAUAGAGUAUGGUGUUCAGAAGAUCACAUGUCCAAAUGUAGAUGGGUUCUUUCCUUCCACUGUCAAACCAACCAUCACUUGGUACAUGGGCUGUCAGAAAAUACAGAACUUUAAUAAUGUGGUAGCUGAAGGCCUGAACUUGAGUUUUCUCAUCGCCUUGGUUUCGAACAAUGGAGAUUACACAUGUGUUGUUACAUACCCAGAAAAUGGGCGUACCUUCCAUCUCACUAGGACUCUGACUGUAAAGGUGGUAGGCUCUCCAAAAGAUGCAUUGCCUCCUCAGAUCUAUUCACCCAAUGAUCUUGUGGUCUACGAGAAAGAACCGGGAGAGGAGCUGCUCAUCCCCUGUACAGUCUAUUUUACUUUCCUGAAGGAUGCUCGCAAUGAGGUUUGGUGGACCAUUGACGGAAAAAAGCCAGACGACACCAAUAUUGAUGUAACUGUUAAUGAAAGUAUAAGUUUGACCCAAACCGAAGAUGAAACGAGGACUCAGAUUUUGAACAUCAAAAAAGUUACUGCUGAGGAUCUCAAGCGCAACUAUGUCUGUCAUGCUAGAAAUGCCAAAGGGGAGGUUGACAAAGCAGCCAAGGUGAAACAGAAAGCUCCAAGAUACACAGUGGAAUUAGCAUGUGGUUUUGGAGCCACAGUCCUGCUGGUAGUGAUUCUCAUUGUUGUUUACCACGUUUACUGGCUGGAAAUGGUCUUAUUUUACCGGGCUCAUUUUGGAACAGAUGAAACCAUUUUAGAUGGGAAGGAAUAUGAUAUUUAUGUAUCUUAUGCAAGAAAUGCUGAGGAAGAGGAGUUUGUGUUACUGACCCUCCGUGGUGUCUUGGAGAAUGAAUUUGGAUACAAGCUGUGCAUCUUUGACCGUGACAGUCUACCUGGGGGAAAUACAGUGGAAGCAGUCUUUGACUUCAUUCAGAGAAGCCGAAGGAUGAUUGUUGUCCUGAGCCCAGACUAUGUGACAGAAAAAAGCAUCAGCAUGCUGGAGUUUAAACUGGGUGUCAUGUGCCAGAACUCUAUUUCCACCAAGCUUAUUGUGGUUGAGUACCGUCCCCUUGAGCACCCACACCCAAGCAUCCUGCAGCUGAAGGAAUCUGUGUCUUUUGUGAGCUGGAAGGGAGAAAAGUCCAAACAUUCUGGCUCUAAAUUCUGGAAGGCCUUGCGGUUGGCACUUCCCCUGAGAAGUCUGAGUGCCAGCUCUGGCUGGAAUGAAAGCUGUUCUUCCCAGUCUGACAUCAGUCUGGACCAUGUUCAAAGGAGGAGAAGUCGUUUGAAAGAGCCCCCAGAACUCCAGGGCUCAGGGAGAGCAUCAGGCACCUCUCCAGCCCCAGACAUGAUGUCCAAGCACAGAGGGAAGUCCUCUGCAGCCUGUCGCUGCUGUGUCACCUACUGUGAAGGAGAGAGUCACCUUAGGAGCAAGAGCCGGGCAGAGAUACAUACCCAGCCCCAGUGGGAGACACACCUCUGUAAGCCUGUUCCCCAAGAAUCAGAAACUCAAUGGAUACAAAAUGGCACCAGAUUGGAGCCCCCUGCUUCCCAGAUCUCAGCCCUUGCUCUUCACCAUUUUACGGAUUUAUCCAAUAACAAUGACUUCUAUAUCUUAUAAUUACCGUGUGGUGGGUGGUGGCUGCUAUCUAUCUAUACCAGCCCUCUUUGUGUUAUGAACCUAUGGGAGUAAUUGACAUUUUUAUCAUCUAAUGGACUACCAGACUGUGUCCCCUUUAUUGAUUUUUAAAAACUAUUUAUUUCUAGGAGACAAAAGACGUGAGGACCCGAAUCCAGAAUUAUUGCUUCUAAUGGCCUCAGAAGAGCACACUCUUCUUGGGCCCUAGAAGGUCAGUAUGUGAAAGUUGCCUAAAGUCUGAUCCUCUAUCUUGCCCAAUGGUUUCAAACUGAGCAAAGAAUUUAAAUAUGUUUCCUUUGAGUUUGUUGAUCAAUGUCAUAUUAUGAGUCAGUCAGGUGUACUUGGGCUAUGACACUUACAGGGUAUGUGUAUCCCAAGAGAGCAUUGUGGAAAUGAGUUGAUUGUGGUGGAAGCUGUAGGAAUAAGCUCUACUAAAAACCUACAGCACAUUUUUCUUGGAAGAACCAAACGCGCGCACACACACACACACAGAUACAUGGUAUUCUGUCUCACUGUAAACUAGUGAUCUAUAAACUGCCUAAAGUUGUUAGCAUCAAUAAAGUUAUAUUUUUAUGUGAUUUUAUUUGUACUAACAAAUUUUUACCUCUCUCUCCCCUCUUCUUUUUAUGGCUUUUGAAUUCAUAUCAGAAGAGUAUUCCACUUCAGGAAAUCAAGACUUGGUUUAGGUACUAGGAAAGUUCAAGGUGUCUCUUUAGUUUCUUUCUAAUGUGUGUGGAGGGGAGAUUGGGGAAAGGGCAGAAAAAGAGAGAAAAUAUUUCAAAUGAAAUGGAAGUUUACACAAAAAUAUCUCCUAUUUUUAGAACUGAGAGCUGAAAAAUUCAGUAUUAUUAGGGAUUCAGUGUAGCAUUUGGUGUAUGUAACCCUUUUUCACAUUCAAGGUUCUAAGAAGGGAUAGUCAGUCCAAGUGCCUACAAGAAUCAGAAAGUAAGAAAAAAGAGAAAAGGGGGCUAGAAAUAAGCAUAAUACACAUGCUGUCCAUCUAAGACCCAUAUGUAUAGAGAUAGGUAUAGGUACAUAUUUCUUUACUUGAAACAUCUUAACACAGUCAUAAAAGGCACAUGGCAUUUGAUCUGCCAGUGAGGGAGAUAAUAGAGAUGAUUGGACCUGUGGGUAAUUGAAGAAUAUUCCUUAAAAAGGAAGCAACCUCUACCCAGUUCCAUCAUGAUAGUUUUCACUCAGUCCCAUUGUUGGCAGAUUGUCCAGUUUUUCAGAAGAAUCUAAAAAAUAAGGUUUGUAUAUGGGAUGUCUUAAUCUUAAAACAAAAGAAAAAAAAAAAACAAAUCAUAUGAACAUGUAGUCAGCCUGAGGGCCACCAGUUUGUAAUUUCAGAACUGAAGUAUUUACCCAAAGAGUAUAUAUCUGAGUGGGAAUUCAAGCAUCCUUGGCAAUACUGAGACUGGAGAACACAGACAGGACCUAAGGACAUAAUGGGAGACUUCUAUUCCCUUCCCAAAUCAAAAACAUCUGAAUCGUCAAAAAUAAGACUGAUCUGACCUACCACUUCACCAGAGGAGAAAAAGUUCUGGAAAAUAGUGUGCCCUCCAUAUUCUCUGAUGGAAGAGUGCAGGUCCCCUGAGUGGUGAGGUUGCUAUAAGAAAAUUAGAAGCACAAUCUGCUUCCCCUGGAUAGGAGCAGGAUGAAAAGAGCAAAGUACCAUACCAGACAUGAGCAGUCACCUUUAAUAUGUUAGUGCUGGCUGCUAGUAAGCUGUGGCCCAAUGAAUGUCAACAUUUUUCAGCCACUAAUAGUGAAGGAUGGGUGGAGAAAGAAGCCAGACAUUCUGUUCCACUACUCCACUUGGAAAGAAAAGCAGAAAAUCCCUUCUCUGUUGAAACAAACUAUUAUACCCCUUUCCUCUUGAAAGAAAAAGAGGUGGGAAUAAGGACACCCCAGAGUAAAUGUGACUCAUCAUGGAACUUGUAAUUAGAAAAUGAUAGGACACCUUACCUGAAUAUCUUGUAGAAAACAAUUGAGCACAAGGAUAUUCUAUAUUGCAUUUCUUUAUGAAGAGAUUAAUCCAUCCUUGAUGUGUGUUCAAGGAUCUUCACUCGGAAGAGAGAUAGCAGUUAGUUUCCCAAUCUAUUUAAAUGGAGUAAUGUAUGUUGCUCCAAAUCCUAAAAAGGGAGAGAAUUUUUUUUACCCAUAAUCAGUCUUAUUCUGUAUGAGCUCAGUGUCCCAACUACAAAAUAUCUUUGGAAAAAUUGAGAAUUACUUGUGUCAUUUAUGAAUUAUUUUUUUGUGUGUGUAAAAAAUAAAGGAUAAGUGGCAACAGCAUGGAAAUUAAACAUGGGUUCUUAUGAAUGAGUAGCUAGAUAACCGUGUUCUCAAAAACUAAGUUAGUUUUGGUCAGUAUCAAUUUCCAUUAACAAUAUAUGGCCAAUAUAAGCAGUGUAAAGUCAUAGCUUUUGGCAUUAGCUACCCAGGGGUCAGAAAGAUAAUGAACCAUACUUCUACUGUAUGAAGAAAGGCUAGGAGGUUAUGUUAUUAGUCUCUGACCCAACAUUCCAUACUUGAGUGUAAUAUUCAUUGCCAUAUAUUUCAAUGAGGCAAAUGAUAAGAAAAUUUCCUCAGGGGUCAUGCAUAUUCAUAACUAAUAUGAUAUGAUUGCAGGUUAAAUGGAUAUCAUUUACAUAGGAAUAUUGCCUAUUUAGGAGCAGGAGUUUUAAGUCAAGUAGAGAUGAAUGUGAGUAUUGCUUCUCUCCUAAUUAUCUGUUUGACCAUGGGCUCUCUGGGCCUCAAUCUCCUACAAGUUAAAUGGAGUUAAUAUUAUUAACCUCACUGGGUUUUGUGGGCAAUAAACAAUAUAAUGCAUGUAAGUGCAUAGCACAGUGCCUGGAAUAUUAUAAGUGCUUUUGUAAGUGUUGGUCAGUACUAUUCCCAUAGUGAUAUCAUGCUCAUGGUUGCAUAAACUUACAUUUGUAUCAUGAUUUAUGACUCACAAAUUGAUUUCAUAUGUAUCACUUUUCUUUCCGUAUCUUUCUUUUUUUUUUUUUUUUAACUCUCACAAAAUGCACAAAAGCAGUACAUAGUAGGAACGUAUUAUCCAGAUUAAGUGACUUUCCUAAUGACACUCAGCCAGUUAGCAAUAUGGUUGGGCCUCUGAUCUAGGCUUCUGACACCUGAUCCAGUACCAAUGCUGGAACUAUUCCUAUAAAAUUAAUGUGGAAGUAUUUCUAAUUGUAACUAUUUAAUUUGGACCAUUAUACAUUCAAAUCAACAAGUCAAUUAAUGUAAACCUACAAGCAGCUAAUUAAAUGUCAUAUCAAGUGUCUGAUGUGUCAUCUGGCCUUCUCAUAUUAUGAUUUUAUAUAAUUAAUUUUUAAUAUUAUAACAUUUAUUUAAGAAUUUUAAAAGUAGAACCAUUUUUUUGUGUCUUCCAGACUUUAUAAUCAGGUUAUAAUUUUUUCCUCUCAAAAUAAAUUAUUUGUAUUUGUCUUAAUGGAAAAUAAAAAUGUACCCACAAUUUACCUUGAAAAACAAAUUUAAUCUUUCAGAAGUGAUGAUAUGCACUAAGAGUUCUAGUCACUAUCUCUUAUAACCAGUAAAACCUUGAAUAAUGUGUUCACUUCCACUUUGAAAAGUUGAAAUGGUCGGUAAAACUAAUAAGUGUGAAACUGCCAUCAUAACAAAUUGGCCUAGUUAUAAAGAUAUAAGAACACAGAAGGACAAUCAAUGGUUUAAAAAUUUUUGCGUCUAAAAAUUUGGGGGGCCUCUUACAGCAGAGAUCCUGGGACAAGUUCCUCCCCCAGGGGAGCUGGUUUAUUGGGUGCUGAACAUUGUCUAGGAAUCUGCUUUUUGAUAUUGUGCCCUUGAUAAUUCAGAUAAGGUUUUCCAUGGGUCAACUACUACUUACAAGAAUUCUUUUAAACCCUUCCCAUAUUUUUUAUAUUAUUAUUCAGGUUUAAGAGGAGAAAAGCUUUAUUAGAGUCUGCUCCAGGGCUUCUCAAAAUGUGUUCUUUGAUGCAUCCAUAUUGGAACCACUUUGAGUUCAUGUUAAAAUGCAUAUUUCUUGACCCAUCCAAGAAUAAAUAAAAUACCUCUAGAGUGGGGCAGAUUUGCACUUGGAACAAACUUUCUGGGUGAUUCUGAUGCACAAAAAGUUUAAGAACCAUUAAUUUUAUUUCUCUUUAACUCCUCUUUUACCCUUGUAGGCUCUGAUUUUCUCCAGCCAAGAAGGACUACAAAUCAUCCUUUUAACAAGGUGUUUGCAGGCAAUAGAUGAAAAUACUAAGGCACGCUUAGCCCUUGAGUUGCCUUGGCACAGGAGACAAUUAAGUAGAGGAGUGGUUGAUACAGUGUAUUUCUAAUAUAUGAAGCAUCAAACACUGACAUUUGAAAUCUAGUAUGAUUGCUGUAGUCAUCACAUGUAUUAAUCAGAUUCAGAUAAGCUAUACUAAGUAACCCCAACACUUUAGUAGGUUUACAUAACAAGACCUAUUUCUUGUUUAUGCUGUAUGUCCAGAUAGGGGCUUACAUUUUUGUAGUUUUGCCAUCUGAAAUGUGUAGCUCCCUGCUAUUCUACUUCAGCCUAAAUAUGAGACCACUCUCACUUACAAUCCAUUGGUCAAAACUAGCUGUGGCACAGAUCUAGUCAUAGGGAAGGCUGGAAAAUGCAUUUUUCCUGUGUUCCUGGGAAGAGAAAAAUGAAAUGGAACUUGGUGAACACAUAGCAUUGUCUUUGCCUAAGAAUGAGAUACUGAAAUUGCCUGAAGAGGCAAGAGAACUACAACUGGAGUUAUGUUACAUACUUUGAUAAUGAAGAAACGGAAUGAUUCCUGCCAACACCCCACCACCACUUGCCAAGGUGUCAAGUCAGGUACUUAUUUUAAAACUGUACAAAAAUGAACAAGGCUUGUCACUAAUUUUCAUAAAGGAAAAUUGUUGAAGUCAUACAUACAUACAGCUCUUGGCUAAAGAAAAUGUUUUUAAAAAUUGGUAAGUUUCUGUAUUUGGUUAAUUUCCAUUCAGUGGCUUUAGGUAGUUCUCUAAGAAUGUGGUGCUCAAACCAUCUGUCAAUGAGCCAUUUCAUUUUUGAAUAUCCAGGGAACCUCAGAAGGAUUGAAGACAUUUAGAACACAGCAGAGCAUGUAACACGGUUAUUAGAAAGCCUCCCUUGAUAUAUUUAUCUGAAGAGCUAAAUAGGGAAUUUGAACUGAACAUGCUAGAGCCUAGAUGAAGGAAGAGACAAAUGCUGCUGUGGGUAUUAUGAAGUCGGCUGCUAUCUAUGCAUCUGCUCUCUCUACGAUUUGAAUUCUCUCUAUUAAAGAUUUGCAUUUUUAUGACUU
Molecule: messenger RNA, 7581 nt
Organism: Mustela lutreola (European mink)
Lineage: Eukaryota; Metazoa; Chordata; Mammalia; Carnivora; Mustelidae
Gene: IL1RAP
Product: interleukin 1 receptor accessory protein
Exons: 11
Coding region: 200-2257 (685 amino acids)
Biological process (GO): signal transduction
Molecular function (GO): interleukin-1 receptor binding; interleukin-1 receptor activity
Source: RefSeq, a predicted model, not a curated record